GUCAGGAUGUGGUAUGUGGUGACCUGUCUGGAAACAGGCAGGCUUUAUAUACAACUCUUCACUCACAACUCUUUGUCUGGUCAAAACCUUUUAUCUGAAAGGCGCUGCUGAAGACUGAGGCUGCUUGCCUACCCGCAGAGAUGGAAGGUAACAUGCAGAUGUUUGCUCCAAUGUGUUUGCUCCUUUGCUGGAUGCUGCCUGUAUGCUCCAUGAAGAUCAGUUUUAUCGUCAGUCUACCAGAGGCAAACCUGGGCAUCCAAAUGAACAUGGUUGAAACGGCUGUUGAUGACAUGUACAUUGGCUGCAACGAAACAAUGACAACAAUGAUCAAGGACAAAUACUUUAAAGAAGAGAACACUGGAAAAUUUGCGGAUGUCUGGAAAAGAGCACAACGUUUUGUCGAGAAGAGACUCAAAAAUAGAGAUAAAGGGGAUGAGGCUCUAACUAAAGAUCACAUGCAAGCAAUCUGUGUUUAUACAGCUGAAUAUCCAAAGUUUUAUGGGACGUUUAAUGAUGAAAUCCAGAAGGGCAUGAGCACAUAUAGAACUUCCUUCCCAUUUCACUCCUUACAUUUCUGGCUGACAUCCGCUGUACAGAUCCUCAAUAAUAAUAAAAACUGUCACACUUCUUACCGUAGAACCCAUUCUCAGUAUAGUGGCAAUGUCAAUCAAAUAAUGCGGUUUGGUUUCUUUGCCUCCAGCUCUUACAAAACAACACAGUACUGCUUUGGUAAAAAGACCUGCUUUAAAAUUAAAACCUGUUCAGGUGCUUUCCUGAAACAUUAUCCCUGUCUUGGAAAAGAAGAGCAAGAGGUGCUCAUCCCUCCCUAUGAGAAGUUCAAGAUAAUUAAGAAAACGAAGGGUCUAUAUGUCGAAGGUCUGGUUGACUGUGAGGUUGUCUAUAUCCUGGAGAGCGCAGGCGUUCACAGCAAUCUGAACUGCAACGCCGCCUAUGAGAGACCUAUGGUUGAUCAACUGGUUGAGCGGAGUGAAACCAUUUUAGUCUGGUAAUGCAAACUGCAUUUGAUGCUUCUUAAAUCAACCUCAUUACCACACGUCUAUGCAAUUUCCUUAACCCAUGGUUGUUGAUUUUUUUUUGCUGAAGCUUCAAGUCUGUCUUGUGAGGCCCUUUGACCUCUUCUGUUUAACCAUUCAAAUCAGGAUUUAAGUGUGACAAUUACAUCAAUGAGGUAGAUAAAUUAUGCUUAAUGUUCAAUAAGAAUAAACCAAACAUCUUUAUUUUUUCAAUUGUCAUUAUUUAUUGCCUCAUGAUCAUGAACACAUGCUCGCUCUUCCAUGUAGGUAGUGUCCAAUAGUGGUACAAUAAAAAAAGUCCAAGCACAAGUUGUUGUUCUUUGAGAAUUUGAUCGACUGUGAAUUUGCACCACUGAAGCAAAAAUAUCAACCGGUUUCUUGCAUAUUAUGUGAUUAAUAUGAUUAAUUAUUUUAGUGUA
Anarrhichthys ocellatus (wolf-eel) is the source of this 1453-nucleotide messenger RNA. Its product is annotated as erythroblast NAD(P)(+)--arginine ADP-ribosyltransferase-like. NCBI's taxonomy places the organism in Eukaryota, Metazoa, Chordata, Actinopteri, Perciformes, Anarhichadidae. The transcript has 3 exons. Gene Ontology annotation, molecular function: NAD+-protein-arginine ADP-ribosyltransferase activity; NAD+ poly-ADP-ribosyltransferase activity. The record is from RefSeq and is a predicted model, not a curated record. Bases 141 to 1010 code for a protein of 289 amino acids.